Cladophialophora bantiana CBS 173.52 is the source of this 246-nucleotide messenger RNA. RefSeq lists its product as uncharacterized. Lineage: Eukaryota; Fungi; Ascomycota; Eurotiomycetes; Chaetothyriales; Herpotrichiellaceae. Bases 1 to 246 code for a protein of 81 amino acids. The record is from RefSeq and is a predicted model, not a curated record. The transcript has 2 exons.
AUGGCAAACGGUGAUGACAAAGCCCCUGAAGGACGCUUGCACAAUGAAAUUUACAAAGUCGCCAUGAUGAAGUAUAAUCUUGGAAGUGCCCCGAACGAAGAGUUUGAAAGGAGAAGAAUGCCGGGCUCCAGGAAAUCGUACUGUCUGGCCAAUCUCACACUCCAUCUCAUGAUCAAGGAUGAUGUGCGAUUCUGGAUCACCUUCAAAGAAAGCGAGUUUGAUACGGUAACGACUACAUACUCUUGA